This is a messenger RNA of Protopterus annectens (West African lungfish), 1437 nucleotides long. RefSeq names its product coiled-coil domain containing 117 (gene CCDC117). The transcript is spliced from 4 exons. Lineage: Eukaryota; Metazoa; Chordata; Ceratodontiformes; Protopteridae. Bases 20 to 640 code for a protein of 206 amino acids. The record is from RefSeq and is a predicted model, not a curated record.
GAACUGUGAAUUUUGGAAAAUGAGAAAGCGAAGAAGACAGAGCGAUGAAGAAGCUCCUUGCAGAAAGAAGAGACAGAGUGAAAAUGUACUGGAAACUGAAAAUGAAGGUCUGAGCUGUGGUUAUACAUGGCAUCCGCUGAUGAAUCAGCAGGCGGUUGGGUAUUUAAAAAACGAAGGAAACUUUAGCCCACCUGAAGUGAAUGUUACAGAAGCUUCCUAUGCAGAAGUGGAACUGCCAGCUGAAGACAGGAGUAAUUUGACUUGUACGUUGCCAAAGUGUGAAGACAGAGCUGUCUUGGAAGAUGAUGACAGUAAGAUGGACAGCAGAAUGUCAGACCAGCCUGUCUUGAUUAUGUCUGAUGUACUUAAACUAGGAUUGUCACAGAAGACUAACUUAGAAAUAUUGUCCGAGAAAGUGGUAGAGUCAAUGACUCGACCUUGUAUGGAGCUGGUUCUUUGGAAGCCAUUGCAGACGCAUUUUACAGAAGAAUUGAAAUAUGUGAAGCUAAAACAGAAGACUGAAGAGGAGAGCAUUCAUGCAAAGCCGUCUGUAGCCACUGAAGACUUUUCAUCCAGUAUUCCUUGUACUUUGCAAAAUUCGGUUGAAUGCACAGAUGAGGAAAUGGAACUGGACUUAUAAGAUGCAGUGAUAGCACCAGCUGAGCUUCAAUGCAAAUAUUAGUUGACAAUGGUCGUCACAGCAAAAUUUAUGACCAAGUUCAUAGUAGCAGACAUUUUUUGUCGUUCUUCAAGAUCUCUUAGAGGCCUGUAAUUUUAGACUUGCUUUUUACCUGUGUCAUUAAUGGUCCACUGUAGUUUGCCAGAGGGCCAAACUGAAUCAUUCAGUAAUCAAAAAGUGCCCAAUUUGGGGUGUGGGAGUUGUAGUAGUAUGAGGGCUAGGUUGCAUUUAAUGUGGAGUGGGGACUUUGACUGUCUGAAAGAUUUAGCAAAGUAAAUGUAGAGAAUUCUGGUUGUAAUUUUUAAGUAGUGCUGACAACCUUCAGUACAGAGUAACCUUCAUGUUUGUACACCCUAUUCACUAGUUGGCAUUGCCAUACAUUACAUUCACUUGUCACUGUUUUGAAAAUAUUUGUCACUUGCCUCUUUCCCCACUGCAAGUAGGUCACCCAUUUCAUCAGUAUAAGAAAAAUAUUGUAUUAUUAACAUAUAAUAGCUUUGAGGUAGUCAGUAAAUGUGUAUGUGGCACACAUACUUAGGGCUAAACUCUCUACACAUUUUUAGCUCAUGAUACUGAGAUGUGCAGACUUUGUCAUUUUUAGUGAAACAGCUAUAAUGAGUGGGCUUGCAAGUUUUUGAAUAUUGUUUGAAGAAAAAGAAGGCCAAAACUGCCUGAUCCCUCCUUAAAGAUGAAGCAAAAUAAGCAACAUUUGCCUGUGAUUCCUUCAAACUUUACACACACACACCCCCCCCUUUACU